Ambispora leptoticha is the source of this 364-nucleotide messenger RNA. The record is from the annotation of a GenBank genome assembly. Lineage: Eukaryota; Fungi; Glomeromycota; Glomeromycetes; Archaeosporales; Ambisporaceae.
UUUUCUCUUCAACACUACCUUUACCACUUUCACUCCUACUUCACUUGGAAACAUGAGCGACGUCAAAUCUUUUGUUGAGGAUACAAUUAACGAGAACUCUGUUGUUCUUUUCACCAAAUCCUAUUGUCCUUACUGUCGUGAAGCUGUUCAAACCUUCAAAGAACUAAAUGAAGGCUAUGUUGAAUAUCAAUUAGACAACAUGACGAAUGGCUCAGAUAUUCAAAAUUAUCUCUUACAAAAGACUAAACAGAGGACUGUACCCAAUAUUUUUAUAAAUCAACAACAUAUUGGAGGAAAUGACGAUCUUCAAGCAGCGAAAUCAAGUGGUCGUCUUAAGAAUCUGUUGAACCGUGGAACCUUAUAA